Molecule: messenger RNA, 8533 nt
Organism: Epinephelus moara (kelp grouper)
Lineage: Eukaryota; Metazoa; Chordata; Actinopteri; Perciformes; Serranidae
Gene: cacna1g
Product: calcium channel, voltage-dependent, T type, alpha 1G subunit
Exons: 37
Coding region: 16-7407 (2463 amino acids)
Biological process (GO): sodium ion transmembrane transport; neuronal action potential; calcium ion import
Cellular component (GO): voltage-gated calcium channel complex; voltage-gated sodium channel complex; plasma membrane
Molecular function (GO): voltage-gated sodium channel activity; low voltage-gated calcium channel activity
Source: RefSeq, a predicted model, not a curated record
UUCGAACGAGCAUCCAUGUUGGUGAUCCUGCUGAACUGUGUGACACUGGGCAUGUUUCAUCCCUGUGAGGACAUCAACUGCGACUCUGAGAGGUGCAAGAUCCUGCAGAACUUUGAUGACUUCAUCUUUGCAUUCUUUGCCAUCGAAAUGGUGAUCAAAAUGGUGGCUCUUGGGAUUUUUGGCAAGAAGUGUUACCUCGGAGACACGUGGAACCGCUUGGACUUCUUCAUAGUGGUGGCUGGGAUGUUGGAGUACUCCCCCAGCCUGCAGAACGUCAGUUUUUCAGCGGUGAGGACGGUUCGCGUGCUGAGACCUCUGAGAGCCAUCAACCGAGUGCCAAGUAUGCGCAUCCUGGUGACCCUGCUGCUGGACACCCUGCCCAUGCUGGGUAACGUGCUGCUGCUGUGCUUCUUUGUCUUCUUCAUAUUUGGCAUCGUGGGCGUCCAGCUGUGGGCCGGCUUGCUCAGAAACCGCUGCUUCGUGGAAGACAACUUCUCCUUCCCUUUCUCUGUGGAGAGAGAUAAAUACUACCACACUGAAAACGAUGACGAGAACCCCUUCAUCUGCUCUCUGGACCGAGAGAACGGCAUGAGAGACUGUGACUCGGUGCCAAAGCUGUACGAAGAAGGAGGAAUUCAGUGCAACCUGGACAUGUAUUCUUACAACAGCACUGACAACACCACCUGUGUCAACUGGAACCAGUACUACACCAAUUGCUCUGCUGGUCCGGUCAACCCCUUCAAGGGAGCCAUUAACUUUGACAACAUCUGCUAUGCCUGGAUUGCCAUCUUUCAGGUGAUCACUCUGGAGGGCUGGGUGGACAUCAUGUACUUUGUGAUGGAUGCUCACUCCUUCUACAACUUCAUCUACUUCAUCCUACUCAUCAUUAUCGGCUCAUUCUUCAUGAUCAACUUGUGCCUGGUGGUCAUCGCUACUCAGUUCUCAGAGACCAAGCAGAGGGAGAGUCAGCUGAUGAAGGAGCAGCGGGUGCGAUUCAUGUCCAACGCCAGCACCCUGGCCUCCCUCUCUGAGCCGGGCUCCUGCUAUGACGAGCUGCUCAAGUACCUGGUUCAUAUCGUCCGCAAGGGGGCCAGGCAAGUGGCCCAUGUCUGCAGGCUCUUGGCUCGCCGUGCAGGGCUUAAUAUUGCCGCCUCGCCCCCACCCACAGAGCCCCAACGUAGCCACAGCCAGAGAAGGAGGAGAAAGCCCUCCAGGCAGGGAUCUGUGUCAAUUCAUCACAUGGCACACCAUCACCAUCACCACCACCACCACCACUACAACCUGGGGAAUGGCAGUGUGAGGAGAGGAGGGAGCUUCAGGUGUCUUGAGGGCCGGGAUGUGGAGGCAGGUGCUCAUAACAACAACAGAGGGGCUCUUGUAUCAACCACCGGUGCUGGGCAUCUUGCUUUAUCUCCACCACUUUCAGUGACAGCAGCCACCUCAGAUACAAACCUGGCUACUUUGGCCAACCUUGCUGCUGGAGCUGCCGAUUCGUCUUCAGUCCACACUGUGAUUCACACAGAAAGUCUUUGCUGUACCCCCCCGAUCCCAGGUCCAUUCUCCCUUGCCCCGGCUCCCGUCUCCAGGGCCAUGAAGAGGAACUCUGUACCUUUUGCUGCUCCAGGGCCUAAGAACUACCCCACUCUGCAGGCUCGAGCCCUGGCAGAGUCAAGACGAGGGAGUGUUGCUGUCAGCACUCUGACUAACAUCAGCUUGAAUAUCCCACCCAUGCCCCUGGAGAGACGGCCAUCAAGCCUGGUGGACGCACACACUCCCACAGCUGCAGCCCAGCUCUCCUGCCAGCUGUCGGCUCGUGACCUCAGCAGUGCCAUGGACACAGCCGCAUUGACAUCGGACCCAGAAAGUUGCCCCUUGUGCGCAAGAGCGCUGGCCAACGAAUCAGAGGGUGGCACCGAGGGCAACGAGACCCCUGGAGACUCCGACAGCGACGGCAUAUAUGAGUUCACCCAGGACCUCCAUCACAGGGACAGGAGAGACAGCCGGCAGCCCAAAAAGAAGCACCGUCGACUGGGCAAGACGGCAGCGAAGGUGGUUCACUUCUGGAGGCUGGUGUGCGACACAUUCAGGAAGAUUGUGGACAGCAAGUACUUUGGACGAGGGAUUAUGAUCGCCAUUCUGAUCAAUACUCUGAGCAUGGGGAUUGAAUAUCAUGAGCAGCCUGAUGAGUUGACCUAUGCGUUGGAGAUCAGUAACGUUGUGUUCACCAGCCUGUUCUCUCUGGAGAUGCUGUUGAAGGUUUUGGUCUACGGGCCCUUCGGCUACAUCAAGAACCCCUACAAUAUCUUCGAUGGCAUCAUCGUGGUGAUCAGUGUGUGGGAGAUCAUGGGUCAGCAGGGUGGCGGUUUGUCGGUGCUGAGGACCUUCCGGCUGAUGCGGGUGCUGAAGUUGGUCCGUUUCAUGCCGGCCCUACAGAGGCAGCUGGUGGUGCUGAUGAAGACCAUGGACAAUGUGGCCACCUUCUGCAUGCUGCUCAUGCUCUUCAUCUUCAUCUUCAGUAUCCUGGGGAUGCAUCUGUUUGGUUGUAAGUUUGGGUCCGAGAGGGAUGGAGGAGACACUCUGCCAGACAGGAAGAACUUUGACUCUCUUCUCUGGGCCAUAGUGACUGUCUUCCAGAUCCUAACCCAGGAGGACUGGAACAAGGUGUUAUAUAACGGCAUGGCUUCCACCUCUCCUGUAGCUGCCCUCUACUUCAUCGCGCUUAUGACAUUUGGCAACUACGUCCUCUUCAACUUGCUGGUGGCCAUCUUGGUUGAGGGUUUCCAGACAGAGGAAGUGUCCAAGCGGGAGGAUUUGCAUGCCCAGCUGAGCCUAAUUCAGCUGCCUGUAGACUCAGGGGGUGACGCUUCCAAAUCGGGUUCGGAGAUCGAUUCCUGUGCACGAAGUAUGGAGGAUGUUAACGGCAGCAAGAAGGAUUUAUCAGCCUCUGCAGUAGUGCCUGUAAAUGGCCACGUGGACCUGAAGACCAGCCUGACUCCACCUCUAAUUACCCACACGGCUGCCACUCCCAUGCCCAUACCCAAGUUGCCCGUUGGAGGGGACCCCGUCCUGGGCUACGAGUCCCGUCGAGGCAGUAACGUCUCCAUAGACCCAGCCUGUUACGACAAAUCACCGACCAGCGCCCAGAGCUCUUCCCCACACGCCCCAUGGAGCUCUGGCAGCGGCUGGACCAGCCGCCGGUCCAGCUGGAACAGCCUGGGUCGUGCCCCCUCACUCAAACGCCAGAAGCGGCAGUCUGGGGAGCGCCGGUCUCUCCUCUCCGGGGAGGGUGGCUCCAGCUCGGAUGACGGGGAAGGCGGAGGUGGGUUGAUGGACGAAGACGACGCUUCUCUGGCCAGGACAGACUCCAUGUCCCAGUCGCAGAGAAGGCCCAGACACCGGAGGAUGGAGUCAGUGGAGACUCGGAGCUCUAUGGAUUUGCACCCUGAUGCUCUGCUGCAGGUGCCCUACCUGUACCGCUCAGCCAGUAUGCACAGCUCCAGGCCCCCUUCACUGGGACACUUACGGCCCCCUGAGCACAGCGACUGCAAUGGGAAGGGCUCUCCAUCGGUCCUGGGCCCCACACAUGUCUCUCUGGAGGAAAACACUGAAGACGAAAAUGCAGACGACGAGGCCAGCCUGGGUCGUUUUGCCAGACUGUUCCGCUGGCUGGAGAAGAAGCAGCCGGAGUGGUGUAAACAGAGAGACACCUGGUCACUCUACCUCUUCCCUCCAGACUCAAGGUUUCGCAUCCUGUGCAAUAAGAUUAUCACCCACAAGAUGUUUGACCAUAUUGUGUUGGUCAUUAUCUUCCUCAACUGCAUCACCAUCGCCAUCGAGAGACCUAGCAUCACCACUGCCGAGCGGAUCUUCCUAAAAUUAUCAAACUACAUCUUCACGGCAAUUUUUGUGGCUGAGAUGACUAUAAAGAUCGUAGCUUUGGGCUGGUGUUUUGGGGACAAGGCCUACCUGAGGAGCAGCUGGAACAUUCUGGACGGGAUGUUGGUGAUGAUCUCUGUUAUCGACAUCCUCGUGUCUCUCAUCUCCAACUCUGGUACCAAGAUCCUGGGCAUGCUCAGAGUGCUGAGGCUGCUGAGGACCCUGAGGCCACUACGUGUGAUCAGCAGAGCCCCGGGGCUGAAGCUGGUGGUGGAGACUCUGAUGUCGUCACUGAAGCCCAUCGGCAACAUCGUGGUCAUCUGCUGCGCCUUCUUCAUUAUCUUUGGCAUCCUAGGAGUACAGCUCUUCAAGGGGAAGUUCUUCGUGUGUCAAGGAGAGAGUGUACAGAAUAUCACUAACAAGUCAGAAUGUUCGCAGGCCAACUACAAAUGGGUCAGACACAAGUACAACUUUGACAACCUUGGACAGGCCUUGAUGUCUCUGUUUGUUCUGGCAUCAAAAGACGGCUGGGUGGACAUUAUGUAUGAUGGUCUGGAUGCUGUAGGAGUUGACAUACAGCCGAGAAUGAACCACAACCCAUGGAUGCUACUCUACUUCAUCUCCUUCCUGCUGAUCGUAGCCUUCUUUGUGCUCAACAUGUUCGUGGGUGUCGUGGUGGAGAACUUCCACAAGUGCCGGCGCCACCAGGAGGCUGAGGAGGCCAAGCGCAGGGAGGAGAAGAGACUGAAACGCAUGGAGAAAAAGAGACGGAGUAAGGAGAAGGAGCUGGCUGAAGCUCAGAGUAAACCCUACUACUCAGAUUACUCCCCCAUUCGCCGACUCAUCCACAAGAUGUGCACCAGCCCCCACCUGGAUCUGUUCAUCACCGUCGUCAUAGGACUCAACGUCAUCACCAUGUCCAUGGAGCACUACAAGCAGCCCAAGGAGUUGGACAAGGCAUUGGAGAUCUGUAACUACAUCUUCACCCUCAUCUUUGUGCUGGAAUCCGUCUUCAAGCUGGUGGCCUUCGGCUUCCGACGCUUCUUCAAGGACAAGUGGAACCUGCUGGAUCUGGCCAUCGUGCUGCUGUCCAUCAUGGGCAUCACUCUGGAGGAGAUUGACGGCAAAGCUUCACUGCCCAUCAACCCCACCAUUAUCCGCAUCAUGAGAGUGCUGAGGAUUGCACGAGUUUUGAAGCUCUUGAAGAUGGCGGUGGGGAUGAGAGCUUUGCUGGACACCGUUAUGCAAGCCCUGCCUCAGGUGGGGAAUCUGGGUCUUCUCUUCAUGCUUCUCUUCUUUAUCUAUGCAGCCCUGGGAGUGGAGCUGUUUGGUGACUUGAUCUGUGAUGAACUCCACCCAUGUGAAGGUCUGGGGCGCUACGCCACAUUCAGAAACUUUGGGAUGGCAUUUCUGCUGCUCUUCAGAGUUUCCACUGGAGACAACUGGAAUGGCAUAAUGAAGGACACAUUAAGGGACUGCGCUCAGGACACCAACACCUGCUACAACACCGUGGUCUCUCCCAUCUACUUCGUCUCCUUUGUUCUGACCGCUCAGUUUGUCCUCGUCAACGUCGUCAUUGCUGUCCUGAUGAAGCACCUGGAGGAGAGCAACAAGGAAGCCAAGGAGGAGGCGGAGCUGGAGGCAGAGUUGGAGCUGGAACGGCAGUUAGAAGCGGGAGAGACAGCGCCGAGGUCGCCCCAGCUCAACCCUCUGGCACUGGGCACGGACAGAUCGAGUUCUGGGGGCUCCCCCUGGAGGUCCACUGGAGGAGGGGACAGGGAGCAGGAAAGAGACGGUCCUAUGGACUCGCCCACUGCUGAUAUAACCAGAGACCCUGUAAACAUCAGAGCAGACCCCCCUUCUUGCCUGGAUCCCCCACUGGAGUUUGUCCAGCGGAGAGCACAGUUUGACUCGGUCUCCCUGGUCAUCCAGGGUUCAAUGGAGGGAGAGUUGAGUUUGAUGGACAACCUGUCUGGCUCUAUCUGCCACUACUACGCGCUGCCCCCCAAGCCCAGCAAGCACAGCACCGACAAGAAGAUCCCUCUAGCGGAGAUGGAAGCUCUGUCUCUGGCCUCUGAGAAAUCCUGGUCCCUAGCUCUGACAGACGACUCGGCCCCUGACGAUUUUAACCCCCUCUUUCUAACCACUCUGGAAUGCAAUCCAGAGCAGCUAGAUCCUGGGGAGCCACUGGAGGACAACCUGCUGAGCGUCAGGAAGCCUGCGGUGGGACGCACACACUCCCUGCCCAACGACAGCUACAUGUUCCUCCCCCUGCAGCCCUGUGGCAACACGACUGUGGCUUCAGCACAUCUUCUAGCACAGACACAGGGGCCUGAGCACAUACUGGGCACCCACAGGUCCCAGUCAGGCUCCAGCAGCUCGGUGCGUUCACAACCAGAGGAGCGUUCCCAGCAGCUGACCGUUCCAACAGACCUCUUCAGACCUAUCAGCCCCCACAGCCACUCAGACUCGGAGAGUAUACUACGACUUCCCCCUCCCAGACGCACACACACAUUCAGCCGCACGCUUCGCAGACAGGUUGCAGUGUCUACUGACUCUCAGGAGGCCCUGUGUUCAGACGGAGGGGAGAGCAGUGAAGGACUAGUGAAUGUGGCCUCUGUGGGCCUCCCUCCAUCCCCCUCCAACUCCUCCACCUCUCUUUCCCCCUGCUCCCAUCAUCAUCAGCAGCCUGCUCUCUGCCUGGUCCCCGCUACGCCAGGCGCCUCCCCUAAACCCUCGCGCCCCAGCAGCGUGCACACCCAGCUUCAUGACCAGCACUGCCUCGCCUCCUACACCCCUUCCUCCCCUUCGCCAUCCCCUCCUCCCCCACCCUUACCAGCCAGGCCGCACCAACAGGAGAAGUUGGAUCAGGAAGUGUCCCUCAUUACCCGGGCAGGGUUGGCCAGCAGUGAUGAUAUUAUAGCAGAGGACAGUGGCGAUGGCGGUAAUGAGGGUUACAGCAGCUACGCAGGCUGCCCGGAGAGCCGGAGUCCAUGUCUGAGGCAGCUGAAGAGGUUCCACAGCGCUGACACGCAGGGCCGCAGUGCUCCCCCGCCCCGCCCCCGCCCUUACUCCUGGCUGGACGACCCACGACGCCACUCUGUUGAGGUGUGCUCCUCGGUGGAGUCCAGCCCCCAGCGCAGCACCACCUCCACCUCCUCCGGCUUUGUGUCGCGGGCCGACAGCCUGCAGAUCCACAGCCAGACCUCCACUCAGACCUCGCUGCCCUCGCCCCGACGCAAGAAGAAAAUGAGCCCGCCCUGCAUCUCCGUGGACCCCCCUGACGGACUGGAGCCUCAGUCUGGCCUCUACCCAAGCAUGGGUGGACUCGGGGGCAUGGGGCUGGGGGGACUGGGGAUGCCCCCCCCUCUGCCCAGCCGGGACACCUGCCUGAGGAGGAGAGCGCCCUCCAGUGACUCCAAGGACUCCUUUGACCUGGGAGUUGGAGAGGGUUCGGGACAGGACGGAGGCUCGCCAAACCCCAACACCAACCCCAAGCUACUGACUCUUCCCAGAGAAGACAAGCUCUGAGCACUGAACACUGAUACUGCAACACACAGACACACACACGCACACAGCUGGACGAACCCUCCACACACACAAACACACGAUGCACACCGUGUAUCUGUGAUGGUGAUAGUUCUAGUAAUAAUGCUGUAGAGAGUAAUAAUGGUAAAACUACAACAAACAGUAAAAACAUCCUUGGUUUCAUAAGGAGUGCAGUACUGUAGUAGUGUCACCAUCCCUUGUCUUUGUAUUGUUACUGCCAAAACAACCAGAGAAGAAGAGAACACACGAAACAACAACACAAACAUGACUGUUUCUCUUCGGUUACGUCUGCAUGCCACUGGCUGCAGCUCGACCCCGUAACCUCUGGAGUGACAUCAGCACCUGGGAUUUGGCGCCCUCUGUGGUCGUCAUAUGAACUGUCUGGUGUUACACAGGGUGGGCUUUGCCCGGUCGGUGGAGGUACAAAGCAAUAUGAACGUUUUAGAGACACUAUUUUCUUAAAUUAUUGGGCCAUAGUGUUUGUACAGGAUGUUGUUUUUUAAUUUCAUUUGAUUGUUAUUUUCAUGUCUUUUUUGUGAUUUUCUUUUUUUUUUGUCAAAAUGGUUUGUCUUUGUCUUUUUUUUCACUGUAGGAUAUUUCUAGCUUUCUUGGUUUACUGAGGAAAGUGAACGUUUUUCAAAGUGCUGAAAACCAUGUAUUUGUAGGAAUAAUAUAUAAAUAUAUAUAUAAAAAAACAAGUCAUUAAACUGAGCUUGGAUUUUUAAGCACACGCAUUAGACCGUGGUGGUUUGAUUGUUAGUGGAAAAAGGAGGUUUCACUUGAAGUUUUUACAUUGAUUGCUUGAUUCUCUUGAGGGUCUGAGACAGCCCCUGAGGUCUCUGCGCACGGGAUGUGAGGACAGAGACUAGAACAACUUCAGAAAAACAACUUCAAAUUGAUUCUGCAGUUGUGUUUUUGACAUUACUUCUUCUUUGACUUCUUAGAAUGUGCUAAUCCAACUUUUGUUGUUCAGGUGUGUGUCUGCAGCAGAUUUAUAUCCCUCUGGGCAUCAGAGAUUGAUAUCCAUUCCUCACAUUUCCUCUUUGUGUGAAGAGUGGACUGUCACUGCAGAAACUCUUAGGCUGCCCAAACCCAAAAGCACAAUAAA